This is a messenger RNA of Lactuca sativa (garden lettuce), 1020 nucleotides long. RefSeq names its product NDR1/HIN1-like protein 3. Gene Ontology annotation, cellular component: plasma membrane; plasmodesma. The record is from RefSeq and is a predicted model, not a curated record. Gene Ontology annotation, biological process: defense response to other organism. Lineage: Eukaryota; Viridiplantae; Streptophyta; Magnoliopsida; Asterales; Asteraceae.
AUCAAUAGUCACCCGUUACGUUAUUCUCGGUAGUGUUUUUACAUAAACCGCUCACCUCUCCACUCUCCCAUCAAAACCCCCCACUUCCCUAAACUCCAAUCUCCACAUCCCAUCAAAUUCUCUCUGCAAAACUUCUCCGAUUCCGAUAAUGCCACCGACGCCGGAACAACCCCACCUCAACGGCGCCUUCUAUGGCCCUCCCAUCCAACCAAAAACCAAAUCCUACUACCGCCCUGGCCGCGGCGGAGGCGGCGGACCUAGUUGCAACCCUUUAACCUGCUGUUGCAGCUGUAUCUGUAGCUGCAUCUUCAAUCUCAUCUGUCAGAUUCUAAUCACCGUCGCAAUCUUCCUCGCCGUCGUUGGGGUAAUCUUCUGGUUUAUUUUCCGCCCCAACGUGCCUAAAUUCCAUGUCGCCGACGCCACCCUCACCCGAUUCACGCUAUCCCCGACGAACAACACGCUCUACUACAAUCUCGCCGUCAAUAUGACGUUCAGAAACCCUAACCGCCGUUUAGGGAUUUACUACGAUAAAAUCGAGGCCAACGCGAUGUACCAUGGCCAGAGAUUUUCGUCGGCGGAGGUUCAAGGGUUUUAUUUAGGGCAUAAGAAGGAGAAUAAUGUCAGUGUGGCGUUUAAAGGGGAACAACUGGUGGUUCUCGACAGUAGUGAUAAAUCGAAAUACGAUUCAGAGAAAGCUGAUGAUGUUUACUACAUCGAUUUGAAGCUGAGAUUGAAGAUCAGAUUUAAAGUUUGGUUUGCGAAAACCCCGAAAUUUACACCCAAAUUCGAAUGUGAUUUGAAGGUUCCAUUGAGUUCUAAAGGUAAGGUUUUAUCUACGAAUUUUGAGAGAACCAAGUGUGAUUUCGAUUGGUAGUGAAGAAGGUGAUGAAUCUUUAAUAUGUUUUCUUUUAAAUUCUUAGUCUUAUUUCACAUUCAUGCAAGGUUUUCAAGAAAUUUUGGGAUAUAUAUAUAUAUAUACACUGAUUAAUUAUGUUCAUGAGUUUACAUUCUUGUUUCUGA